UCAACAACCUUCAAAUCCUAUUGACCCUUUCGACGACUCAGCAACCGUCGAAACUUCCCAAUAUACUGACAAUCCGUCAGUCCCACAAGCUGCUGCUAUACCAUCUUUUAGACCUAACUUGUCUCAGGGUGACCAUACUUCUUUCGACCCUUAUUUCAACGAUCCUUUUGAGGACGACGAAGAGCAGGACUUUUAUUCCGACUCAGCAGGGCUUAUGCGACAGAUUACAAACAUGUCCUAUUCAGAAGCAAACCUUCCACUUACUUCCGAUAGUAAAACUGAAACGUCUGAUCUUCCCAGCCAUAAUGGAGAGCGAACAAUUUAUGUUAAUGCCCCGGCCAAAAACUCUCAACAAAAAUUUCUGCAUAAUAAAAUUUCAACAACUAAAUAUAAUUUUUUCACAUUUUUACCAAAAUUUUUAUACGAACAAUUUUCAAAAUAUGCAAAUAUAGAAACAAAUCUAAAAAUCAAGCAAGCUACAAGCGAUACAUCACACUUAACUAAUCCAUUAGAAACUAGUCGUUUGACUGGAUAUAUUAAAUCUGAAAAACCCAAUGAUAGCUUAUACACAUAUGACGGUUUACUCGUGAUGAAUACUCCAAAUGGUCAAAAGCAAGUUCCUUUGGAUCCAACACAAUUACUUCUUAGGGGUGCACAAUUGAGGAAUACAUCAUGGAUUUAUGGUAUUGUUGUUUUUACAGGCCACGAGACAAAACUCAUGAAAAAUGCCACUUUGAUUGUCACAAUGGAAGUCGUCAAAUUUCAACAAGCUUUAUUAAUUAAUGACGAUUUAGAUAUGUAUUAUGAAAAGACUGAUACCCCUGCUUUGUGUAGAACUAGCAGUUUGGUUGAGGAAUUGGGUCAGAUUGAGUAUAUUUUUUCUGAUAAAACUGGUACUCUUACUUGUAAUGAGAUGGAGUUUAAACAAUGUAGUAUAGCUGGAAUAGCGUAUGCUGAUAAAGUUGAAGAGUCCAAGCGUGCCCGUGUGGUUGAUGGUGUUGAAGUCGGAUCACAUGAUUUUAAACAAUUAAAAGAAAAUAUAAGGACUCAUCCAACUGGAAAUGUAAUCAAUGAAUUCUUGUCACUCCUAUCUAUAUGUCAUACUGUUAUUCCUGAACGCAAAGAUGACAAUCCAAACAAUAUAAUGUAUCAGGCUUCAUCUCCAGAUGAAGGUGCGCUUGUUAAAGGUGCUGCGACUCUGGAUUAUGAAUUCACGACUCGUCGCCCCAAAUCUGUAAAUAUACGAGUUAAUGGUGCUGAUUACGAAUACGAAAUUCUUAGUAUUUGUGAAUUCAACAGCACACGUAAACGUAUGUCUACAGUUGUUCGUGGUCCGGAUGGAAAAAUAAAAUUAUAUUGUAAAGGAGCUGAUACUGUAAUUUUGGAACGUUUGAGUGAAAAUAAUCCAUUUACAGAUCAAACAGUACAACACCUUGAAGACUAUGCAACUGAAGGUCUCAGAACUCUUUGUAUCGCAAUGCGUGAAAUUUCUGAUGAAGAAUACCGACAUUGGUCUACUAUAUACGAAAAAGCAUCUACAACUUUGGUAAACCGUCAAGAUGAACUUGACAAAGCUGCAGAAAUGAUUGAAAAAAAUCUAUUUCUUUUGGGUGCUACCGCAAUUGAGGAUAAAUUACAGGAGGGUGUUCCAGAAACAAUUCAUACACUUCAACAAGCUGGGAUUAAAAUUUGGGUCCUUACUGGUGAUAGGCAAGAAACUGCUAUAAAUAUUGGACUUAGUUGCAAAUUAAUUAAUGAGGAAAUGACUUUGAUCACUGUGAAUGAAGACAGUCAUUGGAAAACAAAAGACUUUUUAGAGAAAAGAAUUCAAUCGCUUAAAGGUCGGGUUAAUCCGGAUGUUGAACCUCUAGCUCUUGUUAUAGACGGUCGUACACUUGAAUUUGCUCUUGACAAGGAAAUUGAAGGAGUUUUCCUUGAGCUUGCAACUAUGUGCAAAGCAGUUAUUUGCUGCAGAGUGUCCCCACUCCAAAAAGCACUUGUUGUAAAACUAGUGAAACGUCAUCUUAAAGCCAUUCUUUUAGCCAUUGGUGAUGGUGCAAAUGACGUUCCAAUGAUUCAAGCAGCUCAUGUUGGUGUUGGAAUUAGUGGUCUUGAAGGAAUGCAAGCAGCUCGUAGUGCUGAUGUAGCAAUCAGUCAAUUUAGAUACUUAAAAAAACUACUACUAGUUCAUGGUGCAUGGAGUUAUCAACGAUUAAUCGCCUAA
Racocetra fulgida is the source of this 2224-nucleotide messenger RNA. NCBI's taxonomy places the organism in Eukaryota, Fungi, Glomeromycota, Glomeromycetes, Diversisporales, Gigasporaceae. The record is from the annotation of a GenBank genome assembly.